This is a messenger RNA of Penicillium longicatenatum, 1044 nucleotides long. Its product is annotated as aldo/keto reductase. The coding region runs from base 1 to 1044 and encodes 347 amino acids. The transcript has 3 exons. The record is from RefSeq and is a predicted model, not a curated record. NCBI's taxonomy places the organism in Eukaryota, Fungi, Ascomycota, Eurotiomycetes, Eurotiales, Aspergillaceae.
AUGAGCGACCAAAAGCUAAGAUUCAUGGUAUAUAGCCUCGGAAAAUCGGGCCUUAAGGUCUCCAAGAUUAUCUUAGGUACCAUGGGCUUUGGGAGCAAGGAGUGGCAGGAUUGGGUUCUCGAUGAAGAGGACUCCCUGCCUCUGAUCGAGCACGCGUAUAAGCGGGGUAUCAACACUUGGGAUACGGCCGACGUCUACUCUCACGGCCGCUCCGAGGAGGUUGUAGGCAAGGCAUUGAAGAAGUACAACAUCCCCCGUAACCGGGUGGUGAUCAUGACCAAGUGCUUCUUCGGCGUCGACGACGAGGGUGCCCAACCUCCUAUCUCCGCUUGUGCUCGCAAUGAUGGUGCCUGGGUCAACCGUACCGGUCUGUCACGCAAGCACAUUCUCGACGCAGUCGACGCUAGCGUCGAGCGCCUGGGUACGUAUAUCGAUGUGCUCCAGAUCCACCGUCUGGAUAGGGAGACUCCCCGUGAAGAAAUCAUGAAGGCACUCAACGACGUUGUUGAGAGUGGGAAGGUCCGCUACCUCGGAGCCAGCUCGAUGGCUGCUUGGGAGUUCCAGGCUCUGCAGAAUGUCGCUGAGCGUAACGGCUGGCACAAGUUCAUCUCGAUGCAGAACUACCACAACCUGCUUGACCGCGAAGAAGAGCGCGAAAUGAUCCCCUACUGUCUUGACAGUGGUGUCUCGCUUAUUCCUUGGUCCCCGAUGGCACGAGGUGUGCUGACCCGGCCGUGGGACUCGCGUGGGAGCGUGCGUGAGAACACUGAUGCUACUCUUAAGGGCGUGGUGCGUGGUCGUGAGAACGAGGCUGAUAAAAUCAUUGUUGGUCGCGUUGAGGAGCUGGCUGGCAAAAAGGGCGUGAGCAUGGCGCAGAUUGCUCUAGCAUGGUCGCUGAGCCAGCCUUCUGAGCAGCCUAUAGUUGGAUUGAGCAGCAUCAAGCGUAUUGAUGAAGCCGUGGCUAGUCUGCAGGUGAAGUUGACUCCUGAGGAUAUCAAAUAUCUGGAGGAGCCGUAUGUGCCUAAGGCUCAUAAUCCCAUGUAA